CGAAGGUUGUUUGCCACUGCCCGAAGGUUGUUUGCCACUGCCCGAAGGUUGCGCGCUGCCAUGUCAAGUUUAGAGACGUCGCCAGACCGAUGCGAGGAACUUGCUCAAUCACUUGCAGAGAUACGCGAUCGUGUGAGGAUUGCAGCAUCGGGUGACGGUCCUACGCUGGUGGCCGUGUCCAAGUACAAGCCCGCUUCGGAUAUUCUCGCUUGCCACAAGCUGGGGCAGAGAGAUUUUGGGGAGAACUAUGUUCAGGAAUUGGUGGAUAAGGCGGGGCAGCUUCCGGACGAUAUCCGAUGGCAUUUUAUAGGUACCUUGCAAUCUAACAAAUGCAAGACAUUGGCUUCUGUUCCCAACAUAUACGCUAUUCAGACAGUAGCAUCCGCCAAGGCAGCUACUGCACUGAACAAGUCGGUACCAUCUGAACGAACGACCCCUCUCUAUAUAUUUCUGCAAGUCAAUACGUCAGGUGAAGAUGUCAAGUCAGGUCUUCCCGCGUUGACGUCGAUAGAAUCCGCGUCCGAAUCGGAGCUCGUUCACCUUGCCAAGCAUGUCGUGACGACGUGUCCUCGAUUACAUUUGCAGGGGUUGAUGACUAUUGGAAGUCUAACGGAGUCUCUGGCAUCGUCUGAGAGGGGAAACCAAGACUUUGAGGCAUUGAAGCAGACGCGGGACGUGUUGGAGGAUGUGCUGAGGGAGUCGGGUGGUGGGGAGUGGGGCGUCGAUGGGCGGCUGAUGCUGAGCAUGGGGAUGUCGAGCGAUUUUGAGGCCGCAUUGAAGGCUGGCAGCGACGUUGUGAGAGUAGGGACUGGGAUCUUUGGAGCCAGACAUAAGAAAGUGUAGAGUGCUUAUCUUAUCUUAUCUUAUCUGGCGUGACGUGGCUGUCAUUUGAGACGCGUCGUGUCACGUCACGCUUUGUUGAUCGCCC
Messenger RNA from Pisolithus orientalis, 928 nucleotides. RefSeq lists its product as uncharacterized. Bases 61 to 843 code for a protein of 260 amino acids. Lineage: Eukaryota; Fungi; Basidiomycota; Agaricomycetes; Boletales; Pisolithaceae. The transcript is spliced from 3 exons. The record is from RefSeq and is a predicted model, not a curated record. Gene Ontology annotation, molecular function: pyridoxal phosphate binding. Gene Ontology annotation, cellular component: intracellular anatomical structure.